Salvelinus fontinalis (brook trout) is the source of this 5719-nucleotide messenger RNA. RefSeq names its product cell division cycle and apoptosis regulator protein 1-like. The transcript is spliced from 25 exons. NCBI's taxonomy places the organism in Eukaryota, Metazoa, Chordata, Actinopteri, Salmoniformes, Salmonidae. The record is from RefSeq and is a predicted model, not a curated record. Gene Ontology annotation, cellular component: nucleus. Gene Ontology annotation, biological process: regulation of DNA-templated transcription. The coding region runs from base 178 to 3975 and encodes 1265 amino acids.
CUGACUCACGCAUGCGUGGUGACAGUCUUGGAUCUAUCGCCGCCGGUGCAUUCACAAAGCAGGAAAGUGGUAAAGCAGUGAGGACAAUUCGUUUCUGUAACGUUAAUCUAUUUCAAACUUUACAGGAUUUAAACUUAAAUUGGUUCAGUCAAAACACCUAAGCUCGAGCCUUGACUCAUGGCACAGUUUGGGGGACAGAAGAACCCUCCGUGGGCGGCUCAGUUUGCUGCCACAGUGGUGUCCCAGCCCGGCCACUCAGGACAGUCCCUGGACCUCAAUAGCAUACACUCUCUAGGUGUGCAGCAGCCAUCUCUCUUGGGUGCGUCUCCCUCUAUGUACUCCCAGCAGUCAGCCCUGGCUGCAGCCUCCCUCAACUCCCAGUCGGCUGCCGCUAACUACCAGUUGUCCCAGCAGACUUCAGCUCUGCAGCAGCAAGCCGCAGCCGCCGCCGCUGCAGCACUGCAACAGUCUCAAAUGAACUCAGCCCUGCAGCAGUAUCAGCAGCAGCAGCAGCAGCAACAACAGCAGCAGCAGCAACAGCAGCAACAACCUCCUCCACAGCAGCCUCCUCCUCAACAGCUCUAUAAUGUACCCCAUCAGCUCCCCCAGCCCCAGCAAGCGCUGAUUUCACAGAACUGGAGUGGUGAAAACAAAUUCCCGCCCCCUGUGGCUCUCCCCACCAGCCUCUCUCUGUCCAACCCCCAGCAGACAGCCCAGAUCACCGUGUCAUAUCCCACGCCUCGCUCUAGCCACCAGCAGCAGAGCCAGCAGCAGAGCCAGCAGCAAAGCCAGCCCCAGAAGCAGCGCGUCUUCACCGGCGUGGUCAACAAGCUGCAUGACACCUUUGGCUUUGUGGACGAGGACGUCUUCUUCCAGCUCAGUGCGGUGAAGGGGAAGACCCCCCAGGUGGGCGACAGGGUCCUAGUGGAGGCUGUGUAUAACCCCAACAUGCCCUUCAAAUGGAAUGCCCAGCGCAUUCAGACCUUACCUCAGCUGGCCAACCAAUCGCUUCAGCAGCAGCCCCAGUCCUUGCCUCCAGUUCCCCCACAGCUAAGCAGCUUCUAUGCUGACCCGGGGAUGCAUCAGCGCUACUCAGACAUGCACCCCGUUGGCAUGGACAGCAGACAAAAUAGUCAGCCUGGAGGCCCCAACUUGAUGAAGCUGGGCCCCAACAUGCUCCAGUCUCUGCCUCCCCCCAACAAUUUCAGUGUACAGGCCCAGGGCCCACCUCCCCUGCUCCAGGCCCAGCUCUCUGCUGCCUCCCUGGCCCCGCUCCUCCAGAACCCCCCUCCGCCCCUGCUGUCACAGCUACCACCCAAAGAUGUGUUCUCAGGAGGUCUGCUCCAGCCCCCAAGGAGGAUGAUGCCUCAGCCAGUCAGGCGUCUGGACCCCUCCCCCCGCUUCCCCAACCGCAACGACCGCCCUGAACUCAUCCUCAGGACCAAGGAUGAACGCAGUCGUGAAAGAGACCGUGAGCGCAGGAGGUCCAGAGAGCGCUCUCCCACACGUAAACGCUCCAGGGACCGUUCUCCGAGACGUGACCGAUCCCCCCGCCGCCCUCGCAGGGUGGUGCCUCGCUAUACUGUCCAGUUCUCCAAGUUCAGUCUGGACGGUUCUAACUGUGACAUGAUGGAGCUGAGGAGACGCUACCAGAGCCUGUACAUCCCCAGUGACUUCUUUAAUGCUGUGUUCACCUGGGUGGAUGGCUUCCCCCUGCAACGACCCUUCCAGUUCGGCAACUACUGUAACUUCCACAUCAUGCACAAGGAGGUGGACUCUCUGGUCAAAAACACUGCUGUGCUGGACCCACUCGAUGCCAACCACACAUACAGCGCUAAGGUGAUGUUGCUGGCCAACCCCAGUCUAGAGGAGCUCUACCAUAAGUCCUGUGCUCUGGCUGAGGACCCCCAAGAACUUAGAGACGCUUUCCAGCACCCCGCCCGCCUCAUCAAGUUCCUGGUGGGGAUGCGGGGUAAGGACGAGGCUAUGGCCAUCGGGGGCCACUGGUCCCCCUCCCUAGAUGGAGUGGACCCUGAGAAGGACCCGGCUGUGCUCAUAAAGACAGCCAUACGCUGUUGUAAGGCCCUCACAGGCAUAGACCUGAGUCUCUGCACUCAGUGGUAUCGUUUUGCAGAGAUUCGCUAUCAUCGCCCUGAGGAGACUCACAAGGGGCGGACAGUGCCCGCACAUGUGGAGACAGUGGUUUUGUUUCUCCCGGAUGUUUGGCAUUGUCUUCCUACCCGCUCAGAGUGGGAGGGGCUGUCGCGGGGACUCCGGGAGCAGCUGGCUGAGAAGCUGUCCGCCGAGAGGAAGGAGGCUGAUGGAGAACAGGAGGAAGAGGAGAAGGAUGAAGAAGAUUCGAAGGAGGUGACCACUCCGACACACUGGGCAAAGCUUGAUCCGAAAUCAAUGAAGGUGAAUGACCUUCGUAAGGAGUUAGAGUCCCGCUCCCUGAGCUCUAAGGGGUUAAAGUCCCAGCUGAUUGCCCGUCUUACCAAGCAGUUGAAGGUGGAGGAGCAGGUGGAGGAGGCCAAGGAGCCCGAGUUACCGGAGAGCCAGGCCCCGGAGGAGGAGGCUCCUCAACUCAUGGAGGAGGACAGAGAGGAGGAGGAGAGGAAGAAGCAGGAGGAGUUGGAGCGCCAGCGCAGAGAGAAGCGGUACGUCCUUCCAGACGAGCCCACCAUCAUCGUUUACCCCAACUGGGCGGCCAAGAGCGGAAAGUUUGACUGCAGCGUCAUGUCUCUGAGCGUGCUGCUGGACUACAGACUGGAGGACAACAAGGAACACUCCUUUGAGGUGUCUCUGUUUGCUGAGCUGUUUAAUGAGAUGCUACAGAGAGACUUUGGCUACAGGAUUUUCAAGGCCCUGGCCUCUGUGCCCUGCAAGGAUGACAAGAAAGACAAGAAGGUGAAGGCCAAGAAAGAGGCGGAGGAUGGCGAGGAGGGGGGUGAGAAGGAAGGUGAGGAGGGGGGUGAGAAGGAGGGCAAGGAUGGGGGUGAGAAGGAGGGCGCGGAAGGGGGUGAGAAGGAAGAGAAGGUGCUGAAAAAGGAGGAGUCUAUAGAGGAGAAGGAGGAGGAUGAGAGCAACAACACCAAUGCUGAGGAGUACGACCCUCUGGAGGCCGAAGAUGACGACGAUGAAGAUGAUAAAGACGAUGAGGACUCUAAUGGCAGGGACAGGACAGACGACAGGAAGUCCAAAGAGGGGUCCUCUAAAGACAAGGAGAAGAAGCAGAUGGUGACCUACAACAAGGACCUGCUCAUGGCCUUUGUCUACUUUGACCAGAGCCACUGUGGCUACCUGCUGGAAAAAGACCUGGAGGACAUCAUGUACACACUGGGGUUACAUCUGUCCAGAGCCCAGGUAAAGAAGUUGUUGAACAAGCCGGUGGUAAGAGAGUCGUGUUACUACCGUAAACUAACGGACGCAGCUAAAGACGAGGCUGCUCCUUCCUUCAGUGAAGGCCUGCUGGACAACCUGCUAGGUAACCGUGCGUUGCUGCCCAUGUUUGUGUCUCGUGGCCAGGCAGCGCAAGCGGAGGCUAGUGAGUCAGGAGGCAGCAGUCUGAUAGUGUAUAAUGGAGCCAUGGUGGAUGUGGGCAGCAUGAUGCAGAAACUGGAAAAGAGUGAGAAGGCCAGGGAGGAGAUUGAGCAGAAACUAAUGGUGCAGGACUCCAAAAUGGUCGAGGACACCAAGCAGAUCCUCCAGAUGGUAUCUGCUAAUAGAGUCCUGUCUAAAGAUCUGGAGGAGGUGAAGGGAACCCUGGGCCAGACAGAGAACAACCUCAGGACCACAGAGGAACAGAACACGGUCUACCACAACCAGCUUAGCAAGACACUUAACAACCUGGGCAAUGCCAUGAAUGAACUUCAGGGAGUCCUCAAGAAGGACGUUCCCACAGAAGCCACCCCUGACCAAAUAUCCCAAACAACCAAUGGUUCAGACGAAGUAAUGAAGGAGUUGGACAGUGAGUGAGUUGCCUAAUCGGACACAUUUCUUAUGAGCCUUGGAAAUAUGCGCUAAAAACAAGCAUCAUUUGAUUGAGUUUCAUUUGGACCCAUGGUUGUUGUUUUCCCCCACCAGGACCAUAUAUAGAUUCUCAUUGUUUGAGAACUAAAUGGCACUCUAUUCCCUUUGUAUUUCAUUGCUUUUGAUUGGAACCUAUAGGGCUCUAGUCAAAGUAGUGUACUAUAUAGGGAAUAUAGUUCCAUUUGGGACAGGCAUUCACUUAAUUGGUUCUAAUGUUUUCAUGUAACCUCACUGUUUUCACCUGAAAAUAAGAAAUAUGUUUAAUUGGUUUGAUAUCAAUUACAGUUUGAUUCUCUGUUAUUAUAAUGCAUUCUAAAAGUGAUAUUUAAAAAAAGAUUUUUGUUAGAAAUUGUGUGCAUGGCAUUGUGAAGUGCUUCUUUGUUUACGGUAUUAGUUUUAGAUUUCAGUAGCUUCCUCAAUUGAAUAUGAUCAUUUGAAUGUUUUGUUUAAUUCUGUAUUGCCCGUACAUUGCCUUGCCCAAAUAGCACCAUCACGUUGAUCCCAGUAUGUGUGACUUGUACAGGGUUCUCUCCAGGAUUUUUUAACAAGGUUGUACUGCUGAGUAUUGGGGGGGGGGGGGGGGGCAGAUUUUUGCUUUAUUUAACACCUCGAACUGCCAUUUUCUGUAAUCAAGAGAGAGAGAAAAUUGGCUUAAAAGAUAAUUUACAUAAUGGCGCAACCAGUCCACAAGGUGGCACAGCACCCCUCUUACAUUCUUAGGGGAGAACCCUGGUUGUACGUACUUCUAAUUAGCAAUAAUGGUGUUAUGUUAAAUUGGAUUCAUAAAAAAUAUAUUUAAAAUAAAUAAACAAUGAUAUUUGAAGGGGAGGAAUCAGGGAUUAGGACCUUGAAGAAACUGUUUUUGAUGAGUCAACAGAAUUGCUUUAUCACAUGUUCCUCCUCUUCUCUCUUAACUCUGUUCUUCUGACGGCUGAUCAUAAAACUCAUUAGUUAUUCUGUAUUUUCUACUGUUAUUCUUUGUAACUGACUGGCUGCCAUUGUUCUGAGACAUGAGUCGUAUUCAUUAGGGAACAACGUAGCAAAGCGUUUUGAAACGGAACACGAAAAUGAGUUUCUUAUUGUACAUGUUCAGAUAGUAUCUCCCCGUUUCGGCCCGGUUGCUUCCGUUUGGUGCCCAAUAAAUACGACCAUAGUUUUGCAUGCAGCUCCUUAUGUGAAACCUCAGUCUCUGAGGCCUAUUCCAGUAACAAGCUUGUUUUAUCCCAGGAGUUGUGAGACCAUGGUAGUGUUAUGUCCAUGUUGGGAUUGUUUAGUGUUUUUGUAUAUUGUAAAGGGAAGUAAAUGCAUAGCCAAACCAUAAACUGACUGUCUCCACUAACAUCAAAAGAAAUGCAGCCUCAGGUCUGGUCCUGCCUUUUGACCACAGAUAUAAUGGUUCUGAUUCUAGACCAAAACCAUAUGAGAAUACUACUGGAGUUCUGUUGUAAAAUUCUGGAUGUUCUAGAAGUGCUGUGUUUUCUGUUAUUGGGUUAUUGUAGAACUGUGAGGAGCUAUGAUUCUGUCCCUCUCUUCUCAGAUGAAGGUUGUGCAACAGGGAUGAUGAUGAUGAAUUCCUGGAUGAGAGCAAAACUUGAGAAAUGAGCCCAAAGCAGCCUACUGCAUUUAAUUUUUCUAUUGAAACUUGACUAUGGUUGUCCUGUGCAGAAUUAAAGUGGUCAAUUUUAUUGUU